Salvelinus sp. IW2-2015 is the source of this 1404-nucleotide messenger RNA. NCBI's taxonomy places the organism in Eukaryota, Metazoa, Chordata, Actinopteri, Salmoniformes, Salmonidae. The record is from RefSeq and is a predicted model, not a curated record.
ACUGAUGGUGGCGUGCUAUAAGGGGUUUUUGGACAUUGUGCAAUCUCUUUACCACUGUCCCUACCUGGACAUAAAUCACCAGGACAACGAUGGCAACACAGCACUGAUGAUCGCUGCACAAGCAGGUCACACCAUUACAGUGACCUACAUCCUAAACUACUACCCCGGGGCAGACACAGAGAUCCGGGAUUKCCGUGGCUUCACCGCACUCAUUAAAGCUGCCAUGCAGGGCCGAGAUGAUGUGGUGUGUUCCCUCGUCAUGCUAUUUAAUUUUUUUCCCUUCACUGCUAUUUCUCUUCCAGGUGCAGACCUAAAUGCAAUAGACACCAGGAAGCAGAAGUGUGUGCGGGACUGGGCACUAAAGACGGGCCGCUACGAGACCUUGAGCCGCCUCCGCCGCCUCAACCUGCGGCCUAGAGCCGAGCAGUUUACUGAGAGUUACGUCCCCGAGUGGCCAGAACUGAAAGUGCUGGUGGCCAAAGCCACAGCCAACAAGAGCGCCGGCCAGAUGAUCACCCAGCGCAUCAGGUCCACCUUCAGCUUCAACUUUCCCCAAGACCCCCAGAACAACGGGGUCUUGGACAAUAUGGUGCGUAUCACCACCAGCAUCCACAGCCCUUUGGUGGCCACCGCCUGCCGGCCGCUAUGCCCCACCAGCCCCCCUGAGGUGGGGAAGAGGCGCUUGGCCGUGCCUGAGCUGAUGAAGAAGCACUCAGAGAAGAAGCUGGAGGAGAGCUCUGUGUGCCACAGCAACGGCUCCGUCUCCUCCAUCAUUCCACACAUCCACUCGGCCGAGACCAUCGCCACGUCCUGCUGUGUGGACACAGUGCGCAGGGGCAGCAUUGUCUCUAUAGCCUCCACCGGGGUGCGCGCCUUCAUGCCCAGGAACAUGGCCCACAGGAACAGUGUGUUCCCUUCCGGCUGCAUCCCCAAGAUCCAGAUAGUGAAAUCUGGAGAGCCCACGCCUAAGAAGGAAAAAAAGAAGAAGGGGCACAAGGGUCACCUGGAGCUGCCCAUAUGGAAGUACAAAGCAGAGAAGCAAGAGAAGAAGGAGAAGAAGAAGGCAGAGAAAGAAAAAGAGAAGGCCAAGAAGGAAAAGGAAAGGAAAAAGAAGAGAGAGAAGUAGUGAGAUGUCUAAAGCUGCCAAUUUAUUUCGAUGCCACACAUUUCCAAUAACUUCCAAUAUAUUUUUCCUGGAGUUAUAUUMCAAACAUCUGAAUUAUGAAGUACUGCUCAAAUUACUCAAAGGUCUGGACUCGGUUUUAUGGCCAAUGCAGUAAAAUGGAUUCUUUAAAGGCCAUCAUAUUCAUAAUGCUUUGUAAAUAUUUUUUUUUUUUUAAACAUUUUACAGGACUAGUAAAGGCCCAGUGCACUACGUUUGUGAAAUUUUUAUAACUAAAUGUA